AUGCCAUGCUACCCCAUCAGGGACAAGGCUCUCACUAUCGGUGCCGCUUAUAGAGUGGAUCCCAAGAUAAAAGAAAACUUUCCAAUCUGGCUCGAGGUUUACGAGAGUGCUAGAAAGAUACAUGCAGAACAGGUGGCUCUUACCUCCAGAAGAAUGGGGUAUGUUCUGGAUCGUCUUAGGUUAUCUGAGAAGGCUCUGUCUAUCUACAAAACUAGUUUUAAAUGGAUUCACGAUAGUGAUCCAAAGGUGGAGAUUGAAAAGUCGGUUUUCGCGUUUUUCGACCCGGACACUGCAUUCAACCUUGACUGGCCCGCAAGUGCUAAAGCAUGA
Molecule: messenger RNA, 330 nt
Organism: Komagataella phaffii GS115
Lineage: Eukaryota; Fungi; Ascomycota; Pichiomycetes; Pichiales; Pichiaceae
Exons: 2
Coding region: 1-330 (109 amino acids)
Source: RefSeq, a predicted model, not a curated record